Molecule: messenger RNA, 2032 nt
Organism: Coregonus clupeaformis (lake whitefish)
Lineage: Eukaryota; Metazoa; Chordata; Actinopteri; Salmoniformes; Salmonidae
Product: C4b-binding protein alpha chain
Exons: 13
Coding region: 235-1329 (364 amino acids)
Source: RefSeq, a predicted model, not a curated record
CCUCCAGGAAAUGAGCAAAACAAACUUCAAUUUGCUAUUGCUAGCCAGGCAGACAGAGUUGCCAGUUGAAGCGUAGCUACAGACUAUUUGAACAAUAAGUGUGAUUACGACAAGUGGAUAUUGAGAAGUUCAUCCGUAUAGGUGGGGAUAAAAACCUUACAGUACAGAAUAACAAGCAAACCAACAAAUCCAGGAAAUCGUGUGCUGCUGCUCGUUACGGGAAACGAAGACGUCAUGCAGCCCUCUAAAGACGUAUGUUGGUCCUUGACAAUAUGGAUGGUAAACCUUGCCUUCAUGGUUCUCACUGUUCAAGCUCAAGACUGCUCCAAACCCAUGACAUUAGAAGGGUCAAACAUGGUUUUGACAUCAACUCAAGAGACAUUUGCAGAUGGAACUGAAACACAUUUUCAGUGUGCAUUUGGAUAUGUCAGUGCAGGAGGGUCUCGAUCAGUCACCUGUACAUCUGGCGUGUGGAGUAAAGUGAAACUGACAUGCGAAUUAAGGUCGUGUGGCUCCCCAGGAGAAGUGAUAAACGGCCAAUAUCAUCUCUCUGGGAUUGUGUUUGGCGCCAAGGCUGUUGCUCUCUGUGACACUGGCUAUACUCUUGUGGGCAGCGGUGUAAGGAACUGUUUGGUCGGAGGCUGGGAUGGCAGAGUUCCUGUAUGUGAAGUGGUGAAGUGUGGAAAGCCCCCCACCAUUGUCAACGGUGGACCUGUUAUCCCACCUGAAGAUGAGUACAGCUAUGGAAGUGUUGUGGAUUAUAGCUGUAAGAAUGAUUACACUCUGGUUGGAACUAGAUCCAUAUCCUGUGACAAGGACGGAGAAUUCCAGCCAGCUCCACCUGAGUGUAAAAAGGUUACAUGUCCUACUCCUUUUGUUGAGAAUGGCGUUAGGACUGAAGGUCGUCUACCCCCCUACACGCACAAGUCUUUUGUGACGUAUAAGUGCAAAGAUGGAUAUAAGAUGGAGGGAAUGGCCAGUUUGACCUGUGAAAUAGAAGGCUGGUCAGCUCCUGAUCCCAUAUGCAAAGCCCUUCCGACUACAACAAAGCCCCCUACUACUACUACUACUACUACUACUACUACUACUACUACUACUACAGAUACUACUACAGCUACUACUACAAAGAAAACCACAAACCAAGAUCGUGUACCUGGCCCUGAUCCCCCAGCAGCCAAAGGCCACGCUGGGAAAAUAGCAGGGGGUGUUAUAGGUGGACUUGUCGGUGUUUGUAUUAUAGGAUUUAUAAUCUACAAAUUUAAAGGACGCUCUCAAGUCGGAUACUCAGGAAAUGUGGCCACUAAUAACUCUGAAGACAGAGAGUUGUAGCACCCUCGGCCAUGUACAAAGUCUUAUUUGCUUUAGUCUCCUCUUGCUUCUUUGAGAAGGGAGUCGCAGUGAACAGGCUGCUGUGAUGUAAGCCCCUGAAUGUCCUACCAUCCUGCUUAUGAAUGCAGCAGCACCUCCCAAACACUGGGUCCAUAUCCUUUCAAACAUCUAUUACGUGAUGUUUAGAAACCUCAAGAUGAAGAAUGAAUUGGUUCACUCCCAUUUGGAAGCUUGUGCUUAAGGAGUGGCAUAACCUUAUUACUCAAUAACUAUUUAUGUUUCCAGUGUACUUCACAAAUAACUAUUUAUUUAUCUGAGCCUGCUUUCUCAUUGCCAACAUUCUUAGUUAAUAUUCUCCCUUAUGUAUGGAAGCUUCCCUUCAGGGCAACCCUGCAUCACAAAGCCAGUUUUGCGCCCUCUGAAAGAAAGAAAUUGAAGGAAAUCAUAUCUGUUAAAAUGUCCAAUGAUUCCCCUGCGUAUUUAUUUGGACAGUGAAGCUAAAACUUUUUAAUUUGGCUCUAUACUGAAAAACAGCUUCUAUCUCAAGGCCAUUAGACUGCUGAUCAGCCAACACACCAUCUCCUGUAGUUCGAGUAGUAAGUAAUACUCCUGGAGUAAGAAAGAGACAAAGAAAACACACACACACAAGCUCACACACUUCAUUAAAAAGGUUAUCCUUUUUAGAUAUAACUAUACUAAAUAU